CACAACCAUUUUGUUAAACCUGAAUCCAACAAUUUACUUAAUAAAAAUAAACUGCAGACAUUCUAUCAUCUGAAAAAAUGGGCAGAUUCAGAAAUGCAAAAAAAAAUCAAAGUUAAAAAGAAGGAAAAAACUGCCAGGCAUGUACAUGCCGAUCCUUUGGGUCACAAAUUAUGGCAGACUUUUCAAAAGGAAUUGGACACUGCCCAACCACAGGAAAACAGCCCAGCAAAGACUGAGCGUGUAGGCGAAAGGCUGCGGGGAGUGGACUGGGUCCUCAAUGACCCAGAUGUCAUCAUCAAAGAAAGUGUCAAUGAACUGAAGCACUGGGGGAAACAGAAUGCCCAGCCAGCUGCGGAGAACACCGCCAAGGAAGAGGCGCUCAGGAGGCUGGCCCCAGGAGCCGGGGGGCAGCUUCACAUGAUGCGGAGGCCCCGGAAGUUAGUGGGAAGCUCCUUCAACACAAAACCUUCUUUUAUAAAUGAAGAUAAAGCAGCAGUCUCUUCUUCCCUGCCUCCUGCCCCCACCCCUCCUAAAUCUGAGGUUAAACAGGAAUCAAAAGACUUAUCCUACACUAUUUUAGAAGAUGCAGAAGGUAUAGUUAGAAAUAUGGAAGCUUCUAAACCAACCUCGCGUCCCAGAAAAAAACACCUGUUCCUUGAUCCUCGCUCUCGUGCGAUGCACAGAGCAUUCCAGGCUGAAAGGAAUCACCAUUGGAAAAGGGAAGAGCUACUCAGAACAUCUGCAGGCGGGCCUCCAUCCUCUGCAGUGAGGAACCUCAUAAAUUCUCCUUCACGAGAAGCUAUUUCUUCAGAAGAACAACUGAAUUCUCAGGAAAACCCUCUGGAAGAAUUUUCUCCUUCAGACCGUCUUGUAGGAAAGGCGACUGUGCCAGAAGGAGCUAUGUCUGAAGUCGCUGCCCAUACGGAUAUUCCCAGCACAUAUGCUGUUACUGCAGGCAACUUUAUGCCAACUGUUGAACACACGGACGAAACACAACAGGAAUACCACAACGUGGGCACUGAAUUACGCUCUAAACCCACUGGCUUCACUUCCCCAGGGCCUUCAUCCUUGGGUGAUCAGUUUGAAAUCCAGGUAAACCAGCAGCUACGGUCCAUCAUCCCGAAUGAUUAUAUGAGAAGCCUCAUUUCACAUUUGAUCUGGACUCUGAAACUGGACUGCACUGAGACGCACGUGAAGCUGUCCUGUGCCAAGUUCUUCACCAGAAUAGGCCUCCUGAUAAAUCUGCUCAGUGAACAGCAAAAAGCAAAGAUGUCCAAGGCAGAGAGGAAUACCGACCUAUGGAAAGCUGAGAACUAUAUCAGUGAGAGCACAGAAGACCGGAGUGAACAGACAAGGAUGGAGUCAAAUGAGCUCACAGAAGAAGUUCUGGGAUCUGGCUAUACCAAGAAACUCAUCUUCGCAAUAUCACUAUCUGUGACAGUAACUGCAGCAGUGGCAGUCUUGGUUAUAAGUUUCUGCCUUUCUGAGGUAAGGACAAUUGAGACUCAGAACCCUAUUCCAUGGUCCUCUUCAUUCACAAGGACUGAGAUAGGCUUUGGUCUUUUAUGGAAGUUAUUUGCCCGGGAUUCUUGAAGGAGCUCCAGUCCCAGGGGGUCUCUGUGGAACUGAACCCAAGAUAAACAAGCCAUUAGACUAUUUUGAAAAGUCAAGUUUAUAAGAAGGCCAGAGUUGACAUGGUAGUAAAAUUUCUUCAACUCAGAACACUGCACCUCACCAGUCACUCUCAUUCCUUCACUGCUUUCUUUCUUUGUUGGAUGAAAUGAUAAGAUACAUCAUCUCCACCCUCCUGGAGCCUUCAGUCACUGUGGGAGGGCUAAAAGGACAUGGCUGAGAGAUAGAAGUGUCAUCUUGUCGAUUCAUUAGAUUUCCUUCCGGCUUUCUUCUCCGGUGUGUAAGAUAUUGUGCAGGUAGGUUCCAUCAAAAUAUUGUGAAUAAAAUCCUGCCUCAGGCUCCUCUGAAGUGUGUCCUUUUGUUGUAGUUCUGUUCUCAAACCAUAGCCUACUGACUCUGCCGUGGAGGCCUGUCUCUGCAGGAGGACAUCCUCUGCUUGUGUAGACACAGAAGCCCUGUCUGUAGAACAGAUGAUUUCUCACUGACGAGUAAUAAUUUUGCGUUCUGAUUUCUGAUCAAUGCUGUGAUACCGAUAAAGUGAGACUGCUUUGAUAGGAAGAUGUGAGAUCCCUCUUGGUGAAGAAAGAGUCUGAUUUCUGAGUCUAGGAACCUGAGGACUAGCGUGGGGUCAGCUUGCUAGUCAUUAUUGGCCAUUGCCCAGACUGUGCCCCCUGCAUUUCCAGGUGGCAUAUGGCCUUGUGCUUUUGUAGAAUUUCUACAAACUCCUUUUUUAUUGCUUUUAUUGCUAUGUAGUUUAAACCUGCAUUUGUAUUUAUUUAUAUCAUUUCAUAAUUUCCUCUCCCCACUUAGAUGAUAAGUUUUUUCAGGACAGGGAGCAUGCAGUGUUUUUCCUAAAGUUGACAAAAAUGAUGUUCAAUGGAAGAGAGAUGACGCAUUAUGUCAAUUCCACAAUGAGAAGUAA
Messenger RNA from Vicugna pacos (alpaca), 2554 nucleotides. NCBI's taxonomy places the organism in Eukaryota, Metazoa, Chordata, Mammalia, Artiodactyla, Camelidae. The record is from RefSeq and is a predicted model, not a curated record.